This is a messenger RNA of Striga asiatica, 1258 nucleotides long. NCBI's taxonomy places the organism in Eukaryota, Viridiplantae, Streptophyta, Magnoliopsida, Lamiales, Orobanchaceae. The record is from the annotation of a GenBank genome assembly.
AACAAAUCCCCACCUUUUAUCAUUCACAAAUUCUCACUCGAUUUUAAUUUUAUAUCAAUCGUAAAAUUCACCGGAGAUGGGGAACUUCUGGUCCGCCGUCGAACCUCCACCGCCGCCGCCGAUGGUGCUUGUUCCGCCUCUCUUCGAUUUUCCUCCUCUCGCCGCCCGUACGAGAAUGCUGGAAUCAUCGUACAACCUUUUGUUCGGGAAGCUGGCGUUGAGGUGUCUGUUCGAGGAUUAUUUCGAAGACGCGAAGCAUUUCAGCACGAGGAUUAUGCUCAAGCCGAUUGAUGAUCCACAUGUUGAUUUGAUUGCCACUGUUUCUGGUCCGUAUGACAAUAAGCCAGAGGAGAAAAUUGGGGGAAAUGCACAAUUCCGGUGGCAAAGUGAUGUUGAUGAUCCUCACACAUUUGUUGACCUCUUUGUUUCAAACACUGAACCGACUUUACUGAUGAGAUCAUGUGCAUACUAUCCCAAGUUCGGGUUUGGAGCAUUUGGUAUCUUCCCAGUCCUUAUGAAACAGAGAUUAUCUUCUGAAGAUUAUGGUGUCAUGGGUUUGAGGUAUGGCUCUUCAAAUCUGUCGGUUGGAGCUACAGUUAUUCCUUUUGCUGCUGGAGAUGAGCUCCCCAAAACUGCAUGGUUAGUAAGCAAGAUGGGGAGGUUAACUGCUGGAGUGCAAUAUGAACCAAAAUUUGGAAGCAAAGAGGAAGCACGUUACAAAAACUUAGCUAAUUGGAGCUGUGCAAUUGGUUAUGGGCUAGGAUCAGGCAGCCCACUGAGCCCAUCAUUCAACUUUGGACUUGAACUUGCCAAAAACUCGCAGUUCAUUGCUUCUUUCUAUCAACACGUGGUGGUGCAAAGACGGGUUAAAAAUCCCCUCGAAGAAAAUGAAGUAGUUGGGAUAACAAAUUACAUCGACUUCGGUUUUGAGUUGCAGACAAGGGUGGAUGACGACAAACCGGCAAAUAAUAUUCAUGAUUCCACUUUCCAAGUUGCUGCUUCUUGGCAAGCCAAUAAAAACUUUUUAGUUAAGGGAAAGGUUGGACCUCUCAGCUCAUCAAUAGCUCUGGCUUUCAAAUCGUGGUGGAAACCUUCUUUCACAUUAAGCGUGUCGGCUGUUAGAGAUCGUACCAAGGCCGAGACAUCAUUCGGAUUUGGAAUUCGUGUCGACAAUAUUCGAGAAGCAAGGUUAGAUGCAAAAACCCACAUCAUUCUUGUUCGCAUGAUUUUGGAAAUUUAGUUAGAGCUUCAUGCAGUG